Molecule: messenger RNA, 2169 nt
Organism: Nilaparvata lugens (brown planthopper)
Lineage: Eukaryota; Metazoa; Arthropoda; Insecta; Hemiptera; Delphacidae
Product: retinol-binding protein pinta
Exons: 6
Coding region: 994-1836 (280 amino acids)
Cellular component (GO): membrane
Molecular function (GO): phosphatidylinositol bisphosphate binding
Source: RefSeq, a predicted model, not a curated record
ACACAGAAGUGAGGUUAUGUUAAUAACUAUGUUUGUGUUAAUAACUUAUGUUCAAACUUGUACAGUGAUUACUGUAAAAUAUCAAGUGUUUGGAAACAAUUGUGAAAUUGUCUUUAUUUAAACAAACUCUACUUUCUAACAAAAAGUACCGUACUGAAUUUAUUCAACCAAAGGAAAAGUGCAACAGUAAAACAGUUGCUUUUUAAUUCCAUUCAAACAGCCACCACAUUUAUUAUGAAUUUGUCAUUUCGUCAUCAAUAUUAAUGACAAAUCACAGAAACAAUCAACAAAAUUCAACAUGUUUAAUAAUAAUUAUGAUUUAGUGUCAGUCAUGCAAAAAGUAUACAAUAACUUAUAGAUACACAAACACAGUAAAUUUUAUCUAUAACUAGCUGGCCCAGCAAACUUUGUAACUUGGAUGGAGGAGCAAGACGGCUGCUGGUUGUGAUGUUUCAGUGGGUGGUCUUUGUAAAUUAUCUAUUGGUAAAAACGAUCCAGCAAUCAUGUGUGAAGCAUUUUGUGCUGAUAAGUGGUUUCAUACCACAUGUGUAAAAAUAUCAUCAUCAGACAUGAAGAAAAUUGAAGAAUUGGGGGAACAUUCAAGGUGGUAUUGCUCGACUUUAGGUUAGGACAGUGUCAUGAUUCUAACUUGAAAUCAGAAGAUGUUUUCAACAUUGCUAUUAAUGUUAACAAAAUACUAAACAAACUAAAUGUAAUGGAUUUUGAAAAUGAAAAAAUUCGUGAUCAAUUGGAAAUUGUUUUGGAAGAACAGUUCAAAAAUUCUCAAGUGUGUUCAAGUAAUACAUGUAAUAAAUCCAUGCAAGAUAAAUUUGAUGCUCAAGUUAACACAAUUUCUGACUAUGAACUAAAUAGCUCGAAUACAAUUAUUAGUUCUAUAAGUGACGUGAAUGUAAUUGAUGUACCAUCCAAUACUGUUCAAAAGGUUACAAAAACUAACUCAUCUUCAAAACAAGUGGCAGAUAUUCUCAAGAUAUGGAUUCGGAAAAAUAUGUGACAACUCUUGAUGCAGCAGCUCUAAGCCAUGCCAGAGAAUUCCUGAAUGAAAAUGAAGAAAGUCGGGAUGUAGCAAUUGCUGCUAUCAGAAAGUGGCUAUCGGAUCAGAAGCACCUGAACGCUAGAACAGAUUCCUUAAACUUGGUUAGAUUUUUAAGAGGAGGCAAAUUCAACUUUGACCGAACAAUAGGAAAGAUAGAAUCUUUUUACAUGUUGCGACAAAAGACACCAGAAUGGUAUGAGAAUAGAGACCCAAUGUUGCCCGAACUUCAAGAUCUGUUGAAUUUAGGAGUUUUCUUGCCGAUUCCCAAAAGAGAUGCUGAAGGACGAGUAGUUAUCCUGAUUCGAGCAGCUGUACAUAAACCGAAAGUACAUAAGCAGAACGAUGUUUUCAAGCUGGGCAAUAUGACUUUGGAGUAUGAAGUCGAAAAUGACGAGUCAAUAUCAGUGUAUGGUGUUGUUGCAAUCAUAGACUUGAAUGGAGUUACUUUGGGCCAUGCCCGGCAGAUGACACCGAGUAUUAUCAAAAAAGCUGUACACUCAUGGCAGGACUGUUACCCAUUACGCAUCAAAGGCUUACAUUUCAUCAAUGCUCCAACUCAUGUUAAUGUUGUACUGAGCAUAUUCAAACAAUUUAUGACUGCAAAACUCAAAAGCAGGGUACAAGUCCAUGGUUUCAAUCUAGACAGUUUUCACCAAAAGGUUUCUCCUGACAUUCUACCAAAGGAAUAUGGUGGUACCAAUGGAGAGCUCCAGGAAUUGAUUGAUCACUGGAAAACCAAAGUAACAGAGGCCCGACUAUGGUUUUUAGAAAACAAAUAGAAUAGUUUGCAUUUGGAAACCAGAUAUGACUAUUAUAUUGUAAGUAGCCUAUAGCCUCUAUCUCCGCAAACGGAGGUAGUGCUAUAGUCCACCCUUCACGAGCAAAGCCAUGGAUUGCAAGCAAUUGUGAGAUUCACUUAAAACUGUCAUUCCUCAUAAAUAAAAUCAAUGCUCCUGUUUUAAACAAUGUGAAAGUUCAAAGUAAAUCUGUCGAUGUAAUGCAAUCCAUGGCUCAUCUUGAUGCAAUUUUUCUUGCUUUUAGUCUGUGAUUUUUAAUGUUUUAUGUACAAUUAUAUAAAUUUUAAAUAAAGAUAAAUUUUUAUUUUUUACGCA